Molecule: messenger RNA, 3364 nt
Organism: Homalodisca vitripennis (glassy-winged sharpshooter)
Lineage: Eukaryota; Metazoa; Arthropoda; Insecta; Hemiptera; Cicadellidae
Gene: Dsor1
Product: dual specificity mitogen-activated protein kinase kinase dSOR1
Exons: 10
Coding region: 470-1780 (436 amino acids)
Biological process (GO): protein phosphorylation
Molecular function (GO): protein kinase activity; ATP binding
Source: RefSeq, a predicted model, not a curated record
GUCACAGGACCUAAGCGUCAUUCCUGGAUCCAGAUUCCAUUCCAUUCCAAUUUCCAAUCCUCCCUUUCAUCCAAUCACAAUCCCUCAACUUGGGUUACCUAUUCUUCGUUAUUGUGGUGGACAAGUAGCUGAGUCGGUAUUUGAAGAUUUCAUUAUUUAUAUGUGAACAGUGACGUAUUGUAUAUUACUGUAUACGUCGUGUGUUUUUACUCUGUUCUUAGAACCAUUUACUUUGUAAUAUGAACGCGACAUUUGGUGAAAAACCUUCAUGACAAAUCUUUUUAUCCAAGAAUAAAGUUUCAGAAUUUCGAUUUUGUGGUAAACUUUCCUUAUUUAAAUCUUAGUUUCGGCUUUUCCUUGUUACGGCUAGGCUGGGCAUUUAAAGCCUAAGCCUGAAAUACUUGCAUCUCCAAAUGAAGUUUUCUUCAACGCCUGCGGUGUCUACCUUUCUGUGUUGAUUCUUUGAAUCAUGUCAAAAAAUAAAUUAAAUCUUACAUUACCUCCGGGAUCGAUUGAACCAGUUAAUGUUGUUUCACCUUCUGCAGUAAUUGACACUGAGAAGCAGAAUAGUGAACCAGCUUCAGCCAGUGCUAAAAGAUGGCCACCCCGCGAGAAACCACAGAUGACUCUCACCCCUCGGAACACAACGUUUAAUGAAACAGUUUCGGUCAAGUCUUCACCUGUUAAUAGGCACAGUACACUCGUUGGCAAGACCAGCAUCGAAGUUCUACAAGAGCGAUUGGAAGAGUUGGGCAUGGACGACACCCAGAGAAAGCGAAUGGAGUUCUUUCUCUGUCAGAAGGAAAAGAUCGGCGAGUUGACAGAUGACGACUUAGAGAAGCUUGGGGAGCUGGGGGCCGGAAAUGGAGGAGUCGUCAUGAAAGUGAGACAUCUACCCAGCGGGCUCAUCAUGGCUAGGAAGCUGAUACACCUUGAAGUGAAGCCAGCCAUAAAGAAACAAAUUAUAAGAGAGCUCAAGGUUCUCCAUGAAUGUAACUUCGCCCACAUUGUUGGUUUCUAUGGAGCAUUCUAUAGUGAUGGGGAAAUCAGUAUUUGUAUGGAGUACAUGGAUGGUGGCUCUCUUGAUUUGAUAUUAAAGAAAGCAGGACGAAUCCCUGAAUCCAUACUCGGCACUAUAACUUCAGCUGUGCUGAAGGGGCUGAGCUACCUUAGGGACAAACACGCCAUCAUGCACAGAGACGUGAAACCAAGCAACAUUUUGGUCAACAGCGGUGGGGAGAUCAAGAUUUGUGACUUUGGGGUCUCAGGCCAGCUCAUCGACUCAAUGGCCAACAGCUUUGUGGGCACUAGAUCGUACAUGUCGCCGGAGAGGCUGCAAGGAACGCACUAUUCUGUCCAAAGUGACAUAUGGUCUCUAGGGCUGUCGCUGGUGGAGAUGGCAAUCGGAAUGUACCCCAUUCCCCCACCAGAUGCCAAAACUCUGGCAGCAAUCUUUGGGCCUAACCGAAACCAGGACGGCGAUCCGUCACAACAAGCAAACGGAAAUGGGCCUCGACCUAUGGCCAUUUUUGAACUGCUGGACUACAUUGUCAAUGAACCCCCACCCAAAUUGCCUUCAGGUAUUUUCUCUGAUGAGUUCAAGGACUUUGUCGACCGCUGUUUGAAGAAGAACCCUGCUGAGAGGGCUGAUCUUAAAACACUCAUGGAUCAUGAGUGGAUCCGACGUUCAGAGAGUGAAGACAACGAUAUUGCUGGUUGGGUGUGUCGCACCAUGGGGCUGACCCCCACCACCCCCACUCGCACCAAUCCCCCAUCCUGAGCUACCCCUUCUCCAUCCGACAACUCAGUGUGUUAGAUACUGUCAACUCAGCUGGAUCGGUCUAACAUUAUUAAGGCCUACUCUUUUCUGUUCCACAUCUUCGGUCUGAGACAUGCCUUUUGGAAUGGUAUUAAGUGGUUGUACACAUUUUAGUCUGUGAAGAAAUGUAUGUUAAAUUUAAUGUUGUGCAAGGCAAAAAGAGGUAGAACUGAGUAGAUUUUACACUAUUAUAGGUUGGAUAAUAUCUUAUCCCUAUAAGACCAUCUACGCCAUUGGUCCUUCGGGUCAUUAAUGCAGAUUUGUUGUGGAGUUAUAGAAUGUUGAGUUAGAAAAUUAAGCUUCUAUGAUUUCAAAUAAGUUAUUCACAAGUUUUUAUUUCGAAAUUAAUUGAAAACAAUUUACCUUAUAAAUAUGUUUAGUUCAGUAACAAUAGAACAAGCAUGUUAUCUUGGAAAAUGGAAUUUACUGUCAUAAUAUCAUUAAUCGAAUAGUAUGUGGAAUCGGCUUGACUGAUGCAUUACUCCAUCAUUACUGUUAAACAGCCUUAUCGUCAGAUGUAUUCUGUAAACAAAUAUUCUUUCAAUAAUUCAUUAGUGAUUAACUGGCAGAGGUAUUGACUCUUCAUUCAGAAUGAUUUAUAUGGACCAUCUGAUGUUUCUGUCAUUCACCGUGUUAUGGUAAAUCAUGCAAAAGUUAUUGAUUUUUAUUUUAAAAUUAAUAAACAUUUUCUGACUCUCACCCCAGAUUUAAUUGUUAAUUGGAUGGUUAAGUGAUUUUAUAGCAGUCAAUUGUUUAAUCUUCAGGUGCUAUUACAUAAGGCAGUUGUUAAUAGUUUGGGGGGUGUGGGGAGGUUUGGUUGGAGGAACCAUCCAACUGAGUUGAAAUGAAUCUUUCUCUACUACUGUCAGUUAUCAAUUCCAAGAUUAAAAUGUGCAUAGCGUACAACUGUUUUGUAUACGUACUUUAUGUUAUAUCAAAAGUCAUAUGUGUAUUUUAAUAGUUGUGUACCACUUCUGUGUAUAUACUUCUAGGAACUUUUCAUGUAAAUUCUAUUUUCUAGUGCAAGUUUCUAGUUUAUUUUGAGUCUGUAUAUUUUGCUCUAUAGGUGUAUGUAUAUUUAUAUUGUGCUUAUUUACAUUCUUCAUAUGGUUUUAUGUUAUAUUAUCACUUCAAUGUGUAUUUAAAAUAAUGAAUGUUUUAAAUUUUUAUAUUUUAAUCUUUUUAGCUAAGUAUUUUAAACAUUACAGUAUGUUGUUUUUAUCGGUAGGGUUCGUACUUAUCUGUGUUGUUAGCUAUUAAUGUUAUUUGAAAUUCAUGAGCAGAUGCUGUUUUUUAUAUCUAUUUAAUAAUUUAUUUUUAAACUGUGUAAGUUACAAUUGAAUGGGGUAAAAUGAUGCUAUUUUAUUUCGGCAUUGACAUUAAUUAAAUUAUUGAACAAUCAUAUAAUGAUAUUGUUUAAGCUCUGUGUUACUCUUUUUACUUCUCUAGUAUGAUUGUAAUACUUUUCACAUUGAUGGCACUGUUGAAACUAUUUCCAAGUUAUUUAUUGAAUCAGUUGUGAUAAAGUAAUAUUUAUUUAAGCGA